Molecule: messenger RNA, 1511 nt
Organism: Brassica napus (rape)
Lineage: Eukaryota; Viridiplantae; Streptophyta; Magnoliopsida; Brassicales; Brassicaceae
Exons: 3
Coding region: 52-447 (131 amino acids)
Source: RefSeq, a predicted model, not a curated record
UACAAGUGGAAGGUAUUAUGGCGUCAAGGGGUGGAUAACAAACCAACUUGGAUGAAGGGAUCGGUUUGGCUCGGGUUUAUUGUGUAUUGGACCCUGGAGAAAAAUGCCAAACGGAGCAAGACAAAUUCUAAAAACCGAAAUAGCGACAGGGGAGGUUAUGGAAUAUCCAAGCACACUUGCGGUUCAUGUCCAUAUAUUCGAAUGCGAGAAAACAUGCGAGAUGAAGUGACUGGUGAACUGCCGGAUAUGGUAACAUUCAUGGAAAAGACGCAUAAGAGGAAAUCCGAUGGCCUUUUUGUAGACAAAAAGGCUGAGCAUAUUGCUCGCAGAUGCAGAGCGCUUGAGGAAGAGAAGCUCACACAAAUGACCCAAGGCGAAGAAACUUGCGGUGAUCUCCAACUCACUCAAGCCGAAAAAAUGCCAUUUACGAUUCUGAGGUUAAAGUAACAAAAAAUGGUCGCCGUUUUGGGUAUGGAACAAUGGAUAUCGGUGAACCAAGUGGUCCAAGUUAUGCAACUCAAUCUCCGGAUUACAAAGCACUGUAUCUGGAGACACAAACAAAGCUCGUCCAAGUUACCAAUAAGUGUGAUGAGUUGUCUUCUCAAGUUGAAGAUGCUCAGUAUUGGAGUACUGUCAUGCGAAACAUGUUCCCUGAUCAUGUCCUACCCUCUCAAGCUGCAAGACAAGCUGCAACCGCUAAUAACACCUUCGAAGCCUAACGUGGUAUUUGUAGAAAUUUUUUUGUUUGUUAAAUAUGCUUUGUCAAAUUGGCUUGCAAAAUUUUUUGUUUCAACAAUGUGGUUUGUAGGUUGAAAGUUAUGUUUGCUGGAUGUUGUAAGAUAUUUUAAAUUAUGGUCUGUAAAAUAUUUUAUGUUUCAAUCCAAGUUAAACUUUAUUGAUGUAUUUUUAUAUGUUUGAAUGCAUUUGUCUUUCACUUUCAAAUAAACGUGAUUUUUACACCAAAAAACGUCAUAAUUUAGCCACAUUUUUCCCGACAAUCAACUAUAUUAUUUCCGACGUCUUCAUUCUCGAGAACACCUCUGUUAUUUCCGGCAAUUACACCGACUACUUUUCGUUAAACCAUAUUCAACGGUGCGGCAUAGGUAUUUAAUUACUGAUCAAUUUCCCAGAAACUAAACCGAUUACUUACCGACAGAAGACCGACAAUUACGUCGCCUCAGAAGACCAUCGGAAGUUACCGAGAACCAUCGAUUUGACCGACAAAAUUUUCACCUCAGAUAAGCAUCGGAAAUUACCGAGAACCGUUCCGACGAGAUUUCCGACAAAUGAGCUUCUAGGUAGUUUCCGACAGUUGACCGAUGACUACUCAUUUCCGAGACCCAAACUCCGACGUCUUGCGGUUUCUCGGCAACACAUCGGACUUAACUAAUUCCGACGAGAUACCCGUAAAUGUUACCGUCGCUAUUUGCUACUCUUUCUUGUAGUGCUAGAGUUUCUCUUCUUGAAAACUUGAUAGUGAAAACAGUAGAAAAUUAUCUAUCCACUCUGUU